Molecule: messenger RNA, 2116 nt
Organism: Telopea speciosissima
Lineage: Eukaryota; Viridiplantae; Streptophyta; Magnoliopsida; Proteales; Proteaceae
Exons: 16
Coding region: 245-1687 (480 amino acids)
Source: RefSeq, a predicted model, not a curated record
CCCGUGGAUAACGACAGAGAAGAGAUGAAGUUUUGAGGAGACGUCACCAUUGAUCUGCAUUCUGGAGGAUUUUCUUUCAACUGAAGUCGGAAAUACUAGUUGCGACUAUCUAUUACCGAAGAGGAAACGUGAUAGGCUUGCUUGCGAGGAUAACGAUAAUAUUUCAUUAAACUUGCCUUGUUCAAAUAAAAGUUACUGACAUUUUACCACGCAACUAUGCAUUGUGUGUAGCGGAACUGAACCGAUGAACUUCGUCUUGGCGCGCUUCCUACUCCCUUUUGGAGGUUCUUUAGAGACUGCAAAUAAAUUUAGAAGUUGUGGAGGAUUCCUCUUCCCCGACAGAGGGAGAAAAUUUAUUGCCUCAAGCACCUCGAGGGCUCAACAGGGAAAUGAGCAAUUGUUGGUGGUAGUUGGAGGUGGUGCAGCUGGAAUAUAUGGCGCCAUCAGAGCUAAAACUGUGGCACCUCAUUUGGGUGUGAUGGUUAUUGAGAAAGGGAAGCUUCUGUCGAAGGUAAAAAUUUCUGGAGGAGGCCGAUGCAAUGUUACAAACGGGCAUUGUGUAGACAAAAUGAUUUUGGCAGAACAUUACCCUAGGGGUAACAAGGAAUUACGAGGCUCUUUCUUCAGCACGCAUGGACCGUGGGACACAAUCUCUUGGUUUUCUGAUCAUGGGGUCGAGCUUAAGACUGAGGAUGAUGGAAGGGUAUUUCCUGUCAGCGACAGUUCAUCUUCCGUAGUUGACUGCCUUCUGUUUGAGUUGAAGAGAAUAGGAGUUUUGCUACAGACGGGCAAAUCAGUGACAAAUGUGUCUGCAACUGUUGGUGGGAAGUUCCUUAUCAAGAUUGAGAAACGUACUGCUGAUUCUAUUGAAUAUGUUGAAGCUGAUUAUUUAUUGAUUGCAAGUGGGAGUAGUAAGCAGGGCUACACUCUUGCCACUCAACUUGGUCAUUCAAUUGUAGAUCCAGUACCAAGUUUAUUCACUUUCAAGAUUGAGGAUGCACAGUUGGCAGAGUUGGCUGGGGUCACCUUCUCUAAAGUUAAAACAAAGCUAAAAUUAGAAAAUGUGCGAAGGCAGAUACCACAACUUACACAGGUAGGGCCUAUGUUAAUCACCCACUGGGGAGUUAGUGGGCCUGUGAUUCUCCGUUUAUCUGCUUGGGGGGCACGUGAUCUUUUCAGUUCAGGUUAUAAGGGAAUACUCGAUGUAGACUUUAUCCCUGAUCUACAUUUGGAAGAUGCAAAGUCCAUCCUUUUGCAACACAAGGAUCAGUUUGCAAAGCAAAAGUUUCUAAAUUCAUUUCCUCUGGACUUUGGCUUGGUGAAGAGAUUUUGGAAAUAUAUUUUGGAACGCGAGGGUCUAAGUGGAGACAUCUUGUGGGCAUCCGUUUCCAAUAACUCCAUUAUUUCUGUUGUCUCUUUGCUGAAGCAAUGUUCAUUUGGAGUGAAAGGAAAGGGUCAAUUUAAGGAUGAAUUUGUCACUGCUGGAGGCAUCCCUCUAUCCGAGAUCUCAUUGAAUACCAUGGAAAGCAGGAAACAAACAAAUCUGUUCUUUGCAGGAGAGGUAUUGAAUGUUGAUGGAGUAACUGGUGGGUUCAACUUUCAGAAUGCUUGGUCGGGUGGGUACAUUGCAGGAACAACUAUUGGUAAAUUAGCUUUAGAUUCUUCCUCAGAAGUGGAAGCUGUUUGAUGGGAAUGCGUAGGUAUACAUUGGUAUAAUGACCAACCAGAAUUUUGGAUGGAAGCAAUUUAUCCACAGGGCUACCAGUUUGGGCAUUCAAAUAAUAUUGGUGACUAUCUUUGUAGCAUGAUGAUUGAAUUGGGCUCUCAAAUCCUGGUAAUCAUGCCAAACCGAACAGGAUGAUAGAUUUAUGGCCUUGGGAGACUGACACUAUUAUCGAGGACAUUCAGUAGCUACUUGGAGACUCAUUGUGUUUGAAGUAGGAAAGAUCCACAGGGAGUAUAACAAAGCAGUAGAUUGUGUGCUCAUAAACUGUGUAUGAUGGAUCAUGCCAACACCAAUUUUGUUUAAUGUUCCUCUUGACCAUGCUUCUUGGGCAAGAGUGAGUUUGACUUGUCUGUCUGUAUUCCUGAUUCAUUUUGGUUAAUGAAAUUCAAG